This is a messenger RNA of Homo sapiens (human), 1996 nucleotides long. It is a transcript of the gene EIF4E1B, whose product is annotated as eukaryotic translation initiation factor 4E family member 1B. Lineage: Eukaryota; Metazoa; Chordata; Mammalia; Primates; Hominidae. The coding region runs from base 604 to 1332 and encodes 242 amino acids. Gene Ontology annotation, biological process: translational initiation. Gene Ontology annotation, molecular function: translation initiation factor activity; RNA binding. The record is from RefSeq and is marked validated. The transcript is spliced from 9 exons. Gene Ontology annotation, cellular component: cytoplasm.
GUAGUCUGUUGGGAGUUGAGGGAGGGGGACAACGCGGCGUGUGAAGAGUGGGGAAGAAAUCACGCGACUGGAUUUGGAGUUCUGCUGGGCUCGAAUCUCAGCUGUGCUUUUUAUUAACCGUGGGACCUUGAGCUACUCGGCUCUCCUUUCUGAAUGACAGUUUCCUCCUCUGUAAAACAGGAAUGGUUAAUUCAACGAAUGUUUACUGAGCGCUUAGUCCAGUGGUGCAGGUUUAAGGCUGGAGGCAGCGGAAAAGGAAAACAAGGUUCCUGGUCUCGGGAAGCUUACCAUGGGGGUGUCUGUACGCGUGUGUGUUCGUGCGCUCAGUGGUGGAAGACAGGACAGAAAAUAAACGGAUCAACAUCCAAAGCAACAAGGUCAUUACAGCUUAUGGGGAAACUGACUCGAUGAAGCUCAGGCCUGGCCGCGGUCAGGGUAGAAUCAGGACUAGAACCCAGGCUGUGUGGCUGCAGCCCUGACCCUCACCAUCCAGGUCAGGCAGAGAACACUCAGGUGGGGCAGGAGGUCUUGGCCCCCAUGGUGUGGGGCUUGGUCACAGCUGCUUCCCCAGCCCCAGGCCUGCACGAAGAAGGCACUCACUAAAUGCUUGCUGUUGAGGUGAGUGAAGCUGAGGGUGGAAUCCGAGAGUGGGAGGAGGAGGAGAAGGAGGAGGAGGCAGCAGAGAGGACGCCCACAGGAGAAAAGUCUCCAAACUCUCCCAGGACUUUGCUGUCUCUGAGAGGGAAGGCCCGGACGGGGGGCCCCAUGGAAGUCAAGCUGGAGCUGCACCCCUUGCAGAACAGGUGGGCUCUGUGGUUCUUCAAGAAUGACCGCAGCCGGGCCUGGCAGGACAACCUGCACCUGGUCACCAAGGUGGACACUGUGGAGGACUUCUGGGCGCUAUACAGUCACAUCCAGCUGGCCAGCAAGCUCUCCUCUGGCUGUGACUACGCCCUCUUCAAGGAUGGCAUCCAGCCCAUGUGGGAGGACAGCAGGAAUAAACGGGGUGGCCGCUGGCUGGUCAGCCUGGCCAAGCAGCAGCGCCACAUUGAGCUGGACCGGCUGUGGCUGGAGACGCUGCUGUGUCUGAUCGGGGAGAGCUUUGAGGAACACAGCAGAGAGGUAUGUGGGGCCGUCGUCAACAUCCGCACCAAGGGGGACAAGAUCGCUGUGUGGACGAGGGAGGCGGAAAACCAGGCGGGCGUGCUGCACGUUGGGCGUGUAUACAAAGAGCGCCUGGGCCUCUCCCCAAAGACCAUCAUUGGGUACCAGGCCCAUGCAGACACAGCCACCAAGAGCAACUCCCUAGCCAAGAACAAGUUUGUGGUGUGAGGGGGGCCUUGGCACCCCUCCUAUGUAAUGGGACAGCCGCCACUGAGCCUCAUUACUUUGGGGGAUGGGGCGGGACUGGGGAUCAGACAGCCUAGUUCUUACCUGUCCUCAAGUGAACAGGAAUGCAAACACUCUUUAACAUGAGUUGGGGCCUGAGCCUUAGGGGCUAGAUGGGGGUAGUGGUGGCAGUCUGAGGACCUAGCUUGUCCUGGGGCCACAGGACAGCAGCAGGGUGGAAAAAACUCCUGAGGGUGGGGUGAGUCAUGGCGGGGAAGGAGGGCUCUAUGGUAGGCGGAGAAACCCAUAGUCCAGCGUUUACUGUUUCCACCCAGGAAGGAGGUGAGGUGGCCUGAGAGACAGACUCUUCCAUGGGUGGUGGGCUCAAGGGCACAGACAUUCUGGAGGGUGAACGCCAUCAUUUGUACAGAGGGAUACGUGGGUUGCUGAGGACUGAGAGAGCCUUGCAAGGCCGCUCCCCUUCUCCCCAGCUGUGACCAGGGCUGUCUGGGCCUUGCCUGCCUCAGGGCCAGACUGAAGUGGAGGUGGAGGGAUGCUGGGCUAGGCCUCACCAAGGUUCUGGUAGAAGUGGUGGAAGUGGAUAAACUUGAUAAUAAAAGCUUAAGCAUCUUUCUGUUCCUGUUUUAAAUAAAUACUUCUGAACAAA